Messenger RNA from Zychaea mexicana, 321 nucleotides. RefSeq lists its product as uncharacterized. The coding region runs from base 1 to 321 and encodes 106 amino acids. The transcript has a single exon. Lineage: Eukaryota; Fungi; Mucoromycota; Mucoromycetes; Mucorales; Lichtheimiaceae. The record is from RefSeq and is a predicted model, not a curated record.
AUGUCAUCACGGCGAAACAAGGCGACGAGUACUAUGUUCAAGCUUACGAUUUUGUUCUGGCUGCUGGUGAAGCUGCGUCAAUGCAUUUUUGAUUGCUGCGUUCAAGACAUCGCAAGCAAUUUUAUCGUCGUGCGGUUACCUCGCGAUGAUUUCGUCCUUAAUAGCACUGACGAAGAUCUUGUUGUCGAAGUUUUCGACAUGUCACAAAGUCCAAUAACGAGUGGGCCACAGAGAGACUCGUUGAGCGCCAAUAAGUCGAAGUUUGGGACUUGCUGGUGGCUCAAAAACACGACGUACAACUUUGAAAAAAUCGUUUACUAA